Molecule: messenger RNA, 1842 nt
Organism: Candidozyma auris
Lineage: Eukaryota; Fungi; Ascomycota; Pichiomycetes; Serinales; Metschnikowiaceae
Product: transcription factor TFIIIB subunit BDP1
Exons: 1
Coding region: 1-1842 (613 amino acids)
Biological process (GO): RNA polymerase III preinitiation complex assembly; transcription by RNA polymerase III
Cellular component (GO): transcription factor TFIIIB complex
Molecular function (GO): RNA polymerase III general transcription initiation factor activity; TFIIIC-class transcription factor complex binding
Source: RefSeq, a predicted model, not a curated record
AUGAGUAGUAUUGUUAAAAAAUCGUCCCAGUUCACGCCGAAGCUUCGAAAAAGGUCCGAAAGAGCAAAAAAGCUUUCGCUGCUUACUCCACCAACAACACAGGAGGCUCAGGCGGGAUCCGAGCCAUCGCAAUUAACCCAGCCAGAGGAAGCUGGCAUCUCCACCCCUCCAACAACGCAGAAAUCUCAGGAUGGUCACUCAGAUUUGUCUAAAUUUACUAUGGGGACCGGAAAGAGCCCGAGCGUCGAAAGACCUGGCGAAGCUGAUGCGGAAGUGGUGGAUCCGAAAGACGCAACGAAGAAGACGCACGAGGAAGCAGUUGAGGACGAAAGUGACGAGCACGAGUACGGCGAUAACGACUACUUCAAGAAUACGCUCACGGAGGCUGAUGGCAAGGCGCUGCGCAGAAGGUCCUCUGUUGCCUCAAGACGUUUAUCUGGUAUCUUUACCAGGUCUGGAUCUGUUUCUACUCCUGGCCCCAUAGGGAUUGAUAAAGACGAUUCUCGAGUAGCUCCUACAAUGAUUGGCAUUCCUACUGUAAGGCCCUCGAAAAAGAGCAAAGUUUCCAUUCUGAAGUCGUCAAAGAAGCAGCAACUUGAAACUGUCGUUGCAGUUCCAACGAAUCAGCCUUUGUUGGAGGAGGAGGAAACCGAGCCUAUAUCGAAAGAGGAUCAAAAGAAGGAUACUGUGUCUUCGGCUACGGCUCUUGGUCAAGAUUUUGUUGUGGGUAUCGAUCCGGUGACAAAUCGUUUCAUGAAGUUCCGUACUCAUGAGGGGGUACUGAGCGAGCUUCCAGUGGCACCCAAAAAUUUGAUUACCACAGUGACAGACAUCAGACAGCUCCCGCGAAAGGUUGCUGCCGAGGAUGAAAAGUACUAUGCUAACCUUCGUGUUCUGGCUGAUAAAUUGACCAUCGCAGACCUUUGCAAGCCGUUGAUCCAGAUUGGUACAACAAGUGAAAAAUUCCACAUAGCUGAGCAGGCGAAAAAGAAAAUAAUGGAGGCUAGAGAUUUGCGCCGAAAUGCACGUAAUCGUGCACGUAACGAACGUAUAAGCUAUGAAAAGGCGUUGCAAAUAGAGCAGACUAAAGCAUCAAACACUGGACAGACGCAGAAUGGGACCGGUCCAACUGAAAUUACAAGUGAAGUCACUCAACAAGAUCCGAACACCGCAGCAUCGACCAAUAAUAUUGUUGUGGAGAUGACUGACGGCAAGCUUCAGGUUUCUGACGAAUCCAUGAUAAGAAAAAAUAAUCCCGUGCCGUCUGCUGGGAGCAGAAAAGUUGAGGUCGAGAAUCCUUUUGAUAAUCCCAUCACCUCCAACUCAUACACUAAGCUGGCUUACACCGAUGCGUGGACCAAGGAAGAGCUUGUCCAGCUCUACAAUGCAUUGAGUACGUGGGGUACUGACUUUACUUUCAUUGCACAGCUAUUUCCUCACAGAAACAGACGUCAAAUCAAGCGUAAGUUUACAUUGGAAGAGAAGAAAAGGCCCGAGCUAGUUGAGUUGGCCUUGCGUAGAAAGCUUCCACCUGAUCUUGAGAGUUAUUGUCGUCUUGCCACGGAUGGUAAGGAAUUCAAGACCUUGGAUGAUCUUGAGAAGGAGAUCAAACAGCUUAGAGAAGAACACGAGAAACACAUGAAUGAGAUUCAAAGCGAGCGCGAGAAGGCCAUCAAAGAAGAUUUGGAGGCUAGCAGAAAGAGAGAGAUGGAGAUUAGAACCGGAUCUAGGAUGAUGACCAGGGCAGAAAGAGAAAGAGAAUUAAGAAAGAAUGAAAUUGUUGUGGGGACUGUGGACAGCGCCCGAACCCCACACUUAAAAGGGUUGAAAGGUGAAACCUGA